AAACGCUUCCAUGACUCGGACUUGCCAACUGAAGUCCUAUCCCACAUUUUAAACAACUGUCUCUCCAAACCCAGUGGCUUGUCGCCCCCAUAAAAUUGGACGUUCGAGCAACUUGAAGCACACAUUGAAUCACACCUGCCUGAUGCUACAUUAUCUGACAACGAGCUUUCACUGGACGACAAAACACUUCGGGUGAGGCUGACGACUGAGCAGGUUGACUCUGUAUCAGAGCAUGAUUUGCGGCGCCAGCACAGCCGCACAUUUUCUGACAAUCGCGGUGCAGAACAACGACAACAUGAGAGCAACGGACGGCCACACCCGCCAUGAUCAGAAUCGCGAUGAUGCCGCAGCUGCCUAUAUAUCGCAUUACUCCCAAGCUCCUCGUCCAGUCGCACCUAUACCGCCCACACCUCACAGCCAAACUGCUGCUCCGUCGCCAUUGAUAUCUAGCAUGCAAAGUAUGCAAGCCAGCCCAGCACCUCCAGUAGGCUCGCCUUAUCCCUACCCAUUCUCGCACGUUCGGCGCAACAACACCUACUUUGGCUAUCCCAUCCACACCGCGCCUUCGUCCAACUAUGACCCCAACCACUCAGUGAUUAAAGAGCAAGUCGCUCUCCAGAUGCAGAUGUACGCCCUGAACAACCACGCAAUAUUAUCCGACUCCACAUUCUCACCAUCGUCGACGCCUUUCCCCGGCCCAGGAUAA
Messenger RNA from Suillus clintonianus, 706 nucleotides. RefSeq lists its product as uncharacterized. The transcript is spliced from 4 exons. The record is from RefSeq and is a predicted model, not a curated record. Lineage: Eukaryota; Fungi; Basidiomycota; Agaricomycetes; Boletales; Suillaceae. The coding region runs from base 233 to 706 and encodes 157 amino acids.